AUGGAACAAACAAUGUUGAGAGAUGUAACAAAUGGUGAGCACAGGGGAAAGGAAGAGGAGGAAGAAGCAGAAGCAAGUGUAGAUAUUUGGAGAUAUGUAUUUGGUUUCACAGAGAUGGCAAUAGUUAAAUGUGCUAAUGACCUUGGCAUAGCCGAUGUUUUUCAUAAAAAUGGUGGAUCUAUGUCAACUAGCCGAGCUAGCAUCUUCCCUUUAAUGUCCGCCACCUUCCCUCUACCGCGUAAUGAGCUAAAAGUUGGCAUUGUAAAGGCAAGGACUGCAUCAAAUAUGAAUCGUCACUAUGACCAAAGAGAAUGA
Spinacia oleracea (spinach) is the source of this 315-nucleotide messenger RNA. RefSeq names its product acetylserotonin O-methyltransferase-like. The coding region runs from base 1 to 315 and encodes 104 amino acids. The transcript is spliced from 2 exons. NCBI's taxonomy places the organism in Eukaryota, Viridiplantae, Streptophyta, Magnoliopsida, Caryophyllales, Amaranthaceae. The record is from RefSeq and is a predicted model, not a curated record.